This is a messenger RNA of Phodopus roborovskii (desert hamster), 1083 nucleotides long. RefSeq names its product speckle-type POZ protein-like. Gene Ontology annotation, cellular component: cytoplasm; nucleus. Gene Ontology annotation, biological process: proteasome-mediated ubiquitin-dependent protein catabolic process; regulation of proteolysis. Gene Ontology annotation, molecular function: ubiquitin protein ligase binding. The transcript has a single exon. The record is from RefSeq and is a predicted model, not a curated record. Lineage: Eukaryota; Metazoa; Chordata; Mammalia; Rodentia; Cricetidae. Bases 1 to 1083 code for a protein of 360 amino acids.
AUGGCAGCCGAGUGCCAGAGCUGGGGCUACACAGAAAUCAGCUUCCUGGAAUUCUGCUACAGUUGGACCAUAAGCAACUUCCAUUUCUUCCUGUGGGAAAGCAGCGAAGCCAUUAAAAGCCCAACCUUCUCCUCGGGAGCCAGUGACAAAGACCAGUGGUGUCUGAAAAUACACCCGAACGGGGUCGAUGAAGAGAGCCAGGAUUACUCGUCGGUUUACCUAUCGUUGCUCAGCUGCCCAAAGAGCCCAGUAUGGGCAAAAUUCCACUUUUGGAUCAUCAAUUCCGAAGGAGAGCAAACCCAAGGUAUGACGAGCCUAAGAUUCUAUAUGUUCCAGCAACAUCAACACUGGGGAUUCAAAAAGUUCGUCCGUCGAGAUUUCCUUCUUUCCAGGGAGCCUUGGCUCCUGGAAGACAAUGAGCUGAGCCUCCGGUGCUGGGUGACUGUGGUCAAAGACACCUUCGACAUCCCUGAUGAGGGCACGAAGCCAGAGUUCCAGACGCCAAGGUGCACGUUGGCAGAUGAGUUAGGAGAGCUGUGGGAGAAAUCCCUCUUCACAGACUGCUGCCUGGUGGUAGCUGGCCAGGAGUUCCAGGCUCACAAGGCCAUCUUAGCAGCUCGCUCUGCGGUUUUCAGAGCCAUGUUUCAACAUGACUUGGAGGAGAGGAGAACAAACCGCGUUGAGAUCCACGAUCUGGAGCCCCAAGUCUUCGAGGCAAUGAUGGGCUUCAUGUACACCGGAAAGGCACCAGCCCUCCAAGGCAUGGCAGAAGCUGUGCUGGCAGCUGCAGACAAGUACGGCCUGGAUCGGUUGAAGGUCAUGUGCGAGGAUGCCUUGGGCAGGGACCUCUGCGUGGAGAAUGCUGCCCAGACUCUCAUCCUGGCUGACCAGCACACUGCAGGGCAGCUGAAAACCCAGGCACUGCAUUUCAUUACAGCUCAUGCUUCCGAGGUCUCUGAGACCUCAAGCUGGAAGACAAUGGUGGGCUCAUUUCCCCAUUUAGUGGCUGAAGCAUACAGCUCCCUGGCUUCAGCUCACUGCUCCUCACUGGAGCCCCCUCUCAAACGCCUCAAGCAAUCUUAG